This is a messenger RNA of Rhineura floridana, 3124 nucleotides long. It is a transcript of the gene PAX7, whose product is annotated as paired box 7. NCBI's taxonomy places the organism in Eukaryota, Metazoa, Chordata, Lepidosauria, Squamata, Rhineuridae. The coding region runs from base 297 to 1805 and encodes 502 amino acids. Gene Ontology annotation, biological process: regulation of transcription by RNA polymerase II; anatomical structure development. The record is from RefSeq and is a predicted model, not a curated record. The transcript has 11 exons. Gene Ontology annotation, molecular function: RNA polymerase II cis-regulatory region sequence-specific DNA binding; DNA-binding transcription factor activity, RNA polymerase II-specific.
GUCAAGGAACAUGUGCACCAGGCAGGGUCCGCUGGAAGAAUCAGUGCUGAGGAUCCCCUGGAGCAGAACCAGAUUGAGGGACAAGCCAAGUGUGUGGUACUGGCUCUGGGGGAAACUCUGCUUGAAGUCCCUGUGGUGUUGACUUUUGACCUUGCAUCUGGAAUGAGUAUUGGACCUAGAAUGAUUCUACGCGCUUGGCCUUGCUUUGCUUGGGCUCUGCUGCACCUACAACCCUGUCCUUAUUGCGCCCCCCCCCUCCAACUCCUCGCGUCCAUCCCCGUAGCCUGGACUGGAGCAUGGCUGCGCUCCCUGGGACAGUACCAAGGAUGAUGCGCCCAGCACCCGGACAGAAUUAUCCCCGCACCGGAUUUCCUUUGGAAGUUUCUACCCCGCUGGGCCAAGGCCGGGUCAAUCAGCUGGGGGGCGUCUUCAUCAACGGGAGGCCCCUCCCCAACCACAUCCGCCACAAGAUCGUGGAGAUGGCCCACCACGGGAUCCGGCCCUGCGUGAUUUCCCGGCAGCUCCGCGUCUCCCACGGGUGCGUCUCCAAAAUCCUCUGCAGGUACCAAGAGACAGGCUCCAUCCGCCCCGGAGCGAUUGGCGGCAGCAAACCCAGGGUUGCCACUCCCGACGUGGAAAAGAAAAUCGAAGAAUAUAAGCGAGAAAACCCCGGCAUGUUUAGCUGGGAGAUCCGCGACAGGCUCCUGAAAGACGGACACUGCGACCGAAGCACCGUCCCUUCAGGUUUAGUGAGUUCGAUUAGCCGAGUGCUCCGAAUCAAGUUCGGGAAGAAAGAGGACGAGGAGGACUGCGAGAAGAAAGAGGAGGACAGCGAGAAGAAGGCCAAGCACAGCAUCGAUGGCAUUUUGGGCGACAAAGGCAACCGGCUGGAUGAAGGAUCUGAUGUUGAGUCCGAGCCGGAUCUGCCCCUGAAGCGCAAGCAACGUCGCAGCCGGACAACCUUCACGGCAGAGCAGCUGGAAGAGCUGGAGAAGGCCUUUGAGAGGACCCACUAUCCAGACAUCUACACCCGCGAAGAGCUAGCUCAGAGGACCAAACUCACUGAGGCAAGAGUCCAGGUGUGGUUCAGCAACCGGAGAGCUCGGUGGCGCAAGCAGGCCGGAGCCAAUCAGUUGGCAGCUUUUAAUCACCUGUUGCCCGGGGGCUUCCCACCAACUGGCAUGCCCACUUUGCCUCCUUACCAGCUGCCGGAUUCGACUUACCCGACUACCACUCUUUCUCAAGAGGGGGGCAGCACUGUACACAGACCCCAGCCUCUCCCACCAUCCACCAUGCAUCAGGGAGGGUUGGCAGCUGCUGCUGCAGACUCAAGCUCUGCUUACGGGGCCCGGCACGGUUUCUCCACCUACUCUGACAGCUUCAUGAACCCCACAGCUCCUGCGAAUCACAUGAACCCUGUCAGCAAUGGCCUGUCUCCACAGGUGAUGAGCAUCCUGAGCAACCCCAGUGGGGUCCCCCCACAGCCGCAAGCCGACUUCUCCAUCUCGCCCCUCCAUGGCAGCUUGGACACUGCCAACUCCAUCUCGGCCAGCUGUAGCCAGAGGAGCGACUCCAUCAAGUCCGUUGACAGCCUCCCCACCUCGCAGUCCUACUGCCCCCCAACCUACACCACUACCAGCUACAGCGUGGACCCGGUGGCUGGCUACCAGUAUGGACAGUACGGGCAAACUGCUGUUGACUAUUUGACCAAGAACGUGAGCCUCUCUACACAGCGCAGAAUGAAGUUUGGGGAACAUUCAGCUGUGCUGGGUCUCCUACCAGUUGAAACGGGCCAAGCUUACUGAUGGAUCCAACCAUAUAAAUUAUCCUACACUGAUAGUCUACCACCAAUGAGAGGGGGGGAAAUCCCACCACUGCCACCAGCCUUCCAAGGACUCACCUCUAUCCACAGCCUUCUCCUUCUGAAACCUUAAGCAUCAGACCUUCCAAAUCUUGCCUCCACUUGGAUGGCAAAGAGGACUGGGGAGGGGAGGAGGAGCUUUCCACCAGUCCAAAUUCGUACUGUGCAUAUGCACGCCAAUGGUGACUUUGACACUUUCAAAGGCCAGAGACAAUGAGUCUGGUCUAAUGGUGUGGGGGUUUUCUUUGUUGUUGUUCAAUGUUGGAGCCCUCCUAGCCAAUUCUGUAUACAGCCAACGCUGAUGGACCUUCCAUGGAUGUCGUCCUGGGCUUAGCCACUGUGGAUUCUGUUUUCUUCAUAAUUAUAUAGGUAGAUAGGUAGAUUCCUUUUAUCUGCCCACUUGCUCACCCUCAGUUCCAUUUUGUUAUUGUACAUGGUCAACAUUGCCUAUGGAGGAGGAAUCCUGUUGAUUGAUAAGUGUUGAUCUUGGGACCCAAUUGGGGGAAACAAUGGGACCAAAAAUGAAGAUGUUAUCCUAAAAAGGGUGAGGUUACAUUCCAAGACCAGGGACCAGUUUAAUGGGUGUAAGGGGAGCAUGUGGGAAGGGGAAAAUUUGAUGUAUGUUGUAACAUUUUCCCCCAGUUUUGGGACCACUGUAUCUGCAGGAACAUGGGAUGGAAUUUUGGGGGAGCUAGAGAGAUAGGUACACAAUGGAAGUCUUGCAACUUCCUUUGCCAUUCUGCUGGGAUUGGGUGAAGAUGAAUUGAAACCAUUCAGCUCAAAGAGCAAUAAAACAGCUCAGUAGGACCAGGGCAGGUCACAGAAUAUGUAGCAGCCUGGAUUUGAAACAAAAAGGGGACAGCAUAUGGCUUUUGAAAUUGCCAUGUUCUGGCAAUCAAUGAAGCCAGGUUCAUCAAAAGGCAUAGGAUCCCUUGUUGGUUGGGCUGUCAAAAAAUCCCACGCCUCUAAACAUUGGCUUCAAAUUGCAUGGGGUCCUGUUGAAUGAAUUGAUUCCUCUACAAGACCACCAUAUGAUGACUGGUAAAAACUGUGUGUGUUUGGGAGUGGGGAGACAAGGAAGGAAUUCUUCAUUUAAAUUCUCCUUCUGGGAGAUUUUGAUUGUGACAGAGCCAGUGGCAUCUAGCUUGCCACAGGGAGUGUUCUGUGAGAGACAUUGCUAGGUAUUUAAAAGACUCAGAACACAAGCCUGAGACACCACUUUGCAUAAAAUUCACCUAUAAAAAUUUCUAUGUACCCAUUGAA